Messenger RNA from Saxophila tyrrhenica, 882 nucleotides. It is a transcript of the gene SAS2, whose product is annotated as SAS complex subunit. Gene Ontology annotation, biological process: positive regulation of transcription by RNA polymerase II; negative regulation of DNA-templated transcription. The transcript is spliced from 2 exons. Gene Ontology annotation, molecular function: histone H4K16 acetyltransferase activity; transcription coregulator activity. Bases 1 to 882 code for a protein of 293 amino acids. Gene Ontology annotation, cellular component: chromatin; MSL complex. The record is from RefSeq and is a predicted model, not a curated record. Lineage: Eukaryota; Fungi; Ascomycota; Dothideomycetes; Mycosphaerellales; Extremaceae.
AUGGCCGUCACCACCCCGGCAGCGCCUGUCCUGACUUCUCCCCAUCGCUCCGCGAACACGGCGCCCUCUUCCAACCCCAUGCCGCCGAACAUCGCCAACGCAGUGCUCGGUAACCUGCACAUGAAGCCAUGGUACCCUUCGUUCUAUCCGGAAGACAUGAUCGGCGGGAGGAAGACAGACUGGCUGUAUGUGUGCCAAUGGUGCUUCAAGUACACCAGUGAGAUCAUGAAGUUUUGCGGGCAUUGUGCACAGCUCUACGCGCAAAACCUCUCCCUCUUCUCCAAACUCUUCCUCGAAACCAAAUCCGUCUUCUUCGACGCCAGCACCUUCCUCUACUACACCCUCGUCCUGCGUCCCGAACCCACCGAUCCCAAGUCCCACGGCCAAGUCGUCGGCUUCUUCUCAAAAGAGAAGAUGAGCUGGGACAAUAACAACGUCGCUUGCAUCCUCGUCUUCCCGCCCUGGCAACGCCGCGGGCUCGGGCAGAUACUCAUCGCUGCGUCGUACGAACUCGGGAAGCGGGAAGAGAGAUUCGGAGGGCCGGAGCGGCCGCUGUCAGCAUUGGGAUUGAAAGGAUAUCUAGCCUUCUGGUCCGGAGAGGUGGCAAGGUGGAUCCUUGGAACGCAGGGCAAGAGGUCGGUGGGGAUCAAAGAGAUCAGUGAUGCGACGUGGAUCCUACCAGAGGACGUGGUGGCGGCGCUGGUGCAGAUGGACGUGAUGGAGAAGCGGAAGACGGCGAGCGGGAACGUGGUGGUCAGCAAGGGGAAAGUGAGGGCCUGGGCGGAUAAGACUGGCGUCAGAGCCGCUCCGCUGAUCGACGUGGAUGCGUUUGUGGAGGCGGAGGAUGUAGAGUAUGAGGACGACGAGGAUGACGAUGGCUGA